AUGGACUUCAAGACUUUGUUGCAGCUAUAUUUUAAUUUUGUUGGUAAGCUGUUGGGACCAAAAGGGAACUCGUUGAAGCGUCUGCAGGAGAACACGAAUACCAGAAUGGCAAUCUUCGGCAAAGGAAGCAUGAAAACAAGAAAACAGGAACUGAUGUUACUUAACUCUGGGGACCCUAAAUACAAACACCUGGAAGACGAUCUUCAUGUAGAGAUAUCCUGCUUCGGGCCGCCAGUAGAGGUGUACAGGAAUAUAUCUACAGCUCUACAGGAGAUUAGGCAGUACCUAGUACCAGACUGCAACGACGUCAUCAGGCAGCAACAGAGGGUAGAGCUUACUCAGAUAGAUGUUCACAGGGAUUGCAGUUCUCCAGUCUGAGUCAGCUUCAGUAACUAAAUGAGGACCUCAAUAUUCACAUUUACCUAUAUUUACAAUUUACAUGUCAGUUUGGAUUGUACAUGUAACAUGUUUUACACUGUACAAGACCUAUUCAUUUCUGAGUAAAGUUUUGUCUAUUUUCAAACAUAUUCUAGUUAUAUGUACAAGCUUUACUCUUCGUAAUGGAUUGUACAAGGACUUACACAUUGUAGAGAACAAUACAUUAAACGUUCAAUGUAAUGGGUUGUUUUACACUCUUAAAGGGACUGUUAGCGUAUUUUCAAGUGACCCUCCAUUGGUAGUGUGGCAUGUCCGAUUCACAAUGGUAUCCUGUAAAAGCUAAGAAUAUAAAUAAGUAUAAAUUAGAUGGUUGUUUUUGAAAAGUAAUUUUUUCAUUUGUGGAAAUGAGUCUUUGCCACAAACUCAAA
Eurytemora carolleeae is the source of this 806-nucleotide messenger RNA. RefSeq names its product KH domain-containing, RNA-binding, signal transduction-associated protein 3. Gene Ontology annotation, molecular function: mRNA binding. NCBI's taxonomy places the organism in Eukaryota, Metazoa, Arthropoda, Copepoda, Calanoida, Temoridae. The transcript has 7 exons. The record is from RefSeq and is a predicted model, not a curated record. Bases 1 to 378 code for a protein of 125 amino acids. Gene Ontology annotation, biological process: regulation of alternative mRNA splicing, via spliceosome. Gene Ontology annotation, cellular component: nucleus.